This is a messenger RNA of Serendipita indica DSM 11827, 2460 nucleotides long. NCBI's taxonomy places the organism in Eukaryota, Fungi, Basidiomycota, Agaricomycetes, Sebacinales, Serendipitaceae. The record is from the annotation of a GenBank genome assembly.
AUGUACCGCUCAAAUCGACACAAGGAUCCUGCUCUCGCUCAUAUACGCGACAUGAAAUUCGCCCAGCCGUUCAAGACGCCCGCUUCCGCCAUUCUUCAGCAGCGCGAGCAGCCGACGCGCAAACGGAAGCGUGUCUCGUACAAAGAAAACGCCAUAGAAGAUGAGGGAGAAGGAGAUUAUCGACGGAAGAAGCGGAAGACAGACAAGGAUGACGAGUUUGAGGACGACCCGCUCGGCGAACGCGCACCCAACAUCAACAAGUCAUUCCCAGUCUACGAGCCCAAACCGAGCGAUAAAGUCUUUGCUCAGCGGUUCACCAUUCCAGGGAUGAAGACCAAGGAUGGCAAGUACAUCAGCGUUGGCCUGUCGGGUACCGCACUAGGUGUUCGACCAAUCGUCAAACUCCUGCCUCGCCCGCUACAUGAUCCUAUGGCUGAGCAUUCCAUCGUUCUUUACGACCCCACAAUCGACGAUCGUGAAUCGGACGAGGAGCGCUUGGAACGACUGCGAGAGGAAGCAAAGGAAGAAGAACGAAAGGCGGCUAGGGCCAAGAUUGAAGGCCUCUACAAUCCCCAUAAGAGCCUCCGAGAGCUUCUUGGAGAGGACCAAACGCGCAAAAAGCUUUCUCAAAAGGUUCCCGUCGUGAUUGAUCCUGUCCUUUCUAAAAUCCUUCGACCUCACCAAAUUGAGGGCGUCAAGUUUCUCUAUCGCUGCACGUCUGGAAUGGUUGUUGAGAAUCAAUACGGUUGUAUCAUGGCCGAUGGCAUGGGACUCGGCAAGACGCUUCAGACCAUUUCUUUGAUAUGGACCCUUCUCAAGCAAUCUCCGCAUGCUGGAAAACCCACGAUUGAAAAGUGCAUCAUCAGUUGUCCCAGCAGUCUGGUCCGCAACUGGGCAAACGAACUGGACAAAUGGCUUGGAAAGGGCACAGUUGGCUGCUUUGCGUUGGAUGGCCGUGGCAAGAAGGCAGAGGUCAUUGAAGGCGUUCGGCGCUGGGUCGCUGCUCGUGGUCGUAACGUCACGCUUCCAGUCAUGAUCUGCUCCUAUGAGACGCUUCGAACAUUGGCACAAGAAUUGGCCAACUGCGAAAUUGGGCUGCUCAUUUGCGACGAGGGUCAUCGCCUCAAAAAUGGAGAGUCACAGACGUUUCAGAUACUCACGAGCCUCAAAGUCCAGCGUCGCGUCAUCUUGUCCGGAACACCCAUCCAGAACGAUCUCUCGGAAUACUUUUCGCUUCUCAACUUUGCAAAUCCCAAUUACCUCGGAACUCAGGCCGAGUUUAGAAAGAAUUUUGAGAAUACCAUUAUCCGAGGACGCGAUGCCGACGCGACGGACGCGGUCAAAGACGCGAGCGAGGCGAAACUCAAGGAGCUGGGUGCACUGGUUGCGCCAUUCAUCAUUCGCCGGACAAAUGAACUGCUUUCCAAAUACUUGCCCAUCAAGUACGAGCAAGUUGUAUUCUGCCGGCCCUCCGAGCUUCAGUUGGCCCUGUAUCGACUCUUUAUCACUUCUCCCGAAAUCAAGAGUCUCUUACGCGGCAAGGGCUCACAACCUCUCAAAGCCAUUGGGUUGCUAAAGAAGCUUUGCAAUCACCCAGAGCUUUUGGAUCUUCCUGGUGAGCUUGCCGGUUCGGAAGAAUUGCUUCCUCCGGGCUACGGAAUGGGUAACUCGACGCGCAAUCUUGGUGGGAGGGAGCGCGCGCCAGCAAUGCUCGAUUGCCAACUUUCCGGCAAAUUUAUUGUUCUAGAACGCAUGCUUCAUCACAUCAAAACGCAGACCACGGACAAAAUUGUACUGAUCAGCAACUAUACGGCCACGCUAGAUCUCAUGGAGCGACUUUGUCGGGCAAAAGGAUACGGAUAUUUCCGGCUCGAUGGUCAGAUGGGCAUCAGCAAGCGGCAGAAACUUGUGGAUCGGUUCAAUGAUCCAGAGGGCUCGGAGUUUAUUUUCUUGCUGAGUAGCAAGGCCGGUGGAUGCGGGAUAAAUCUUAUUGGAGCGAACAGACUGAUCCUUUUUGAUCCUGAUUGGAACCCGGCUGCGGAUCAGCAGGCAUUGGCGCGUGUAUGGCGUGAUGGCCAGAAGAAAGAAUGCUUCGUUUACCGAUUCGUGAUGACGGGCUCCAUCGAGGAGAAGAUUUUCCAACGGCAGGCACAGAAACAAGCGCUCUCGUCUUGUGUCGUGGACGAAAAGGAAGAUACCGAACGACAUUUUUCAUUGGACAUGCUCCGCAAGCUCUUCGAGUUUACGGAAACGACGCUUUCGGAUACACAUGACACGUUUAAAUGCAAACGAUGCAAAGAUGGCGUUCAACACGUCAAGGCGCCAGCGCUAUUGUAUGGAGACGCGAGUACCUGGAAUCAUUUUACAAAUGGCGAGCUCAAGAACAACCACGACGACCUACUGCGUGCAGAAGUGGGCCUGCCAGAGGUGUCAUUUGUGUUCCAAUACAUCAGCCACUAG